Molecule: messenger RNA, 1900 nt
Organism: Chara braunii
Lineage: Eukaryota; Viridiplantae; Streptophyta; Charophyceae; Charales; Characeae
Source: the annotation of a GenBank genome assembly
UCGAGACAGCUAGGGUGGGUAAAGUUAGGUUAGAGAGUGUGUGUGGGCACGCAUUAUUGUAACGCAUGAAAGCCGUUCCCCAUAGUCCUUUACGCAGGCUUGCACGUCGACCAAUAUAGAGACCACAACGAUGACCGACUGCGUUAACGUUAGAGAUAGAGGUAGAGGUGUAGGAGCCAAGAGAGGUGUAGGAGCCAAGAGAGAGCACGGGCGGAAGAGAGGAGCCGGGGGCAGAGGGGGAGCGUGGGCAGAGGGGAGGAACGGAGAGCGGAGGGCAGAGGGUAAGGGGCGCAGGGCAGAGGAGGGAGCGCUUGCGCUGGUGCAGAGGGGAGCGCUGACACCUGUCUCUUAUACACAUCUAGAUGUGUAUAAGAGACAGGGGCAGGAGCGGAGGGGGGAGGGGGGAGGGGAGAGCGCAGGCGGAGGGCGAAGGGCGGAGGGCAGAGGGGGGAGCGUGGAGUGGAGCAGAGGGGGGAAUGCGGGUGAAGGGCAGAGAGGGGAGCGUAGGCGGAGGGCGGAGGGCAGAGGGCAGGAGCGGAGGGGGGACGGGGGAGUGCAGGCGGAGGGCAGAGGGCGGAGGGCGGAGCGUGGAGCGGAGGGUGGAGCGGAGGCGCAGCGGAGAAGGGGGGGAGGGGCUUCGGAUGAGUCACGCGGGCGGAGGGGAGGAGCGGAGGGCGGCGUCGGGGAAGUUGAGCUGAAGAGGAACGGAGCAUGCACGGAGGAGAGGAGCGGCGCUAGGAGGGGAGAGCGCAAGCAAAGGGCGGAACAGGGAGGGAAGGAGCACAGGGCGGGAGGGGAGAGCGCAGGUGGAAGGCGGAGGGCAGGGCGGGCGAAGUUGAGUGGAAGUGGAGCAGAGCGCGGGUGGAGGAGAGGAGCGGAGUGCAGAGGGGGGAUUGUGGGCGGAGGGCGGAGCGCGGAGGGGAGGGGCAAAGGGCAGAGGUGGGGGAGUGUGGACAAAGGGCAGAGGGCAGAGCAUGGAGCGUGGAGUGGAGCAGAGGGGGGAACGCAGGUGAAGGGCGGAGGAGGGAGUGCGGGCCGAGGGCGGACGGCGGAGCACGGAGGGGAGAAGUGGGGAGCAUGGGCGGAGGGCGGAGGGCGGAGAACGGAAGGGAGGAGGGGGGAGAGUGGGCAGAGGGCUGAGGGCGAAAGUCGGAGGGCAGAGGGGGGAGCGUGGAGUGUGGAGUGGAGAGGCGGAGGGCGGAGGGGAGGAGGGAUGGGGCGGGGGGAGGACCAGCCGAGAAGGGGGCAAAGGGCGGAGCACGGAGGGGAGAACCAGAGGGCGGGAGGGGAGAGCACAGGCGGAAGGCGGAUGGCAGGGCGGGCGAAGUUGAGUGGAAGUGGAGCAGAGCGCGGGUGGAGGAGAGGAGCAGAGCGCAAAGGGGGGAGUGUGGGCGGAGGGCAGAGUGCGGAGGAGAGGAGCAAAGGGCGGAGGAGGGGGAGGGCAGGCAAAGGGCGGAGGGCGGGAAGCAUGGAGGGGGGGAGCGGAUGGCUGGGAAGAGGGAUUGGGAGAGGAGCGGCGGAGCGGAGGGGGAAUGCGGGUGGAGAGGAGGAGCCGCGGGUGGAUGAGGAGCGCAGGCGGAGGGGAGGAGCGGAGCGCAGAGGGGAGAGCAUGGGUGGGAGGGCGGAUGGGAGGAGUGGAGCGCGGAGGGGGGAGUGUGGGUGGAAGGGCGGAGGGAGGAGCGGAGUGUGGAGGGAGGAGCAUGGGCGGAAGGACAGAGGGGAGGAGCACGGGUGGAAGGACAGAGGGGAGGAGCAGAGGGCGGAGGGGAAAGCAUGGGCGGAAGGGCGGAGGGGUAGUGCAGGCAGAGGGGGGAGCGUGGGUGGAAUGGUGGAGGGGAGGUGGUGAGGGCAAAGGGGGAGCAGGUCUUUUUUUUCUUCUAAUGUAUAACAUUUCGGAAGA